This is a messenger RNA of Phymastichus coffea, 1540 nucleotides long. It is a transcript of the gene aph-1, whose product is annotated as gamma-secretase subunit Aph-1. NCBI's taxonomy places the organism in Eukaryota, Metazoa, Arthropoda, Insecta, Hymenoptera, Eulophidae. The record is from RefSeq and is a predicted model, not a curated record. The coding region runs from base 201 to 917 and encodes 238 amino acids. Gene Ontology annotation, molecular function: protein-macromolecule adaptor activity. Gene Ontology annotation, cellular component: endoplasmic reticulum; gamma-secretase complex; membrane. Gene Ontology annotation, biological process: Notch signaling pathway; positive regulation of catalytic activity; protein processing. The transcript is spliced from 3 exons.
UACCUAGGAGUCUAGGGCAUAUGAGCGUGCCAGGGUUUCCUCUAAAAAUUAUUUCACUAUUUUUGCGGUUUAGUGCGGAUCUUGGAAGAGAUUUUUCGAUCAGAAGUCCUGGAGCGCGCUGUACGAGUGAAGACUUGGUACUAUAACGAUAAAUAGUUAGAUACUUUGAUCUGUGUUGAUUUUGUAAAAAUAUCAACAAGAUGACUUUAAUGGAGUCUUUUGGGUGUGCUUUGCUGGCAUUUGGACCACCUUUUGCAAUGUUUAGUUUGACUGUUGCAUCUGAACCCAUUCGUAUAAUCAUGCUGAUUGCAAGUGCAUUCUUCUGGCUUAUUUCUUUACUCUUAUCUUCUGUACUCUACUACAUUAUUGUUCCUCUACAAGAUUACAUAUGGACAGGAAUAUUUUACUCUGUCAUCCUGCAAGAGUGUUUCAGGUACUUCCUUUACAAAGCACUAAGGAAAGCUGAAAAAGGCUUAGAAAAAGUGACAACUGCUCAUGUAGCUGACAGUCGAGAUGUUUUUGCUUAUGUCUGUGGAUUAGGAUUUGGUUUAAUGAGCGGUGCUUUUGCUUUGGUUAAUGUUUUAGCUGAUGCAAUGGGUCCUGGUACUAUGGGUCUAAUUCAAGGCAACGAAUAUUUUUUCCUAAUAUCAGCAGCAACUACAUUGUGUUUCAUUGUGCUUCACGCAUUUUGGGGAGUUAUAUUUUUCUCAGCUCUUGAUAAAAAAAACUGGUUCCAAAUAACUUGGGUGGUUGGUUCUCACAUGUUUGCUUCUUGUAUGACUCUAUUGAAUAGUUAUGAGCAUUAUGCUGCAAGUUUGUUUUCUGUGUAUAGUGUUCUGUUAAUUACAACAGCUGUUGCUUAUAAUGUUGCUGGUGGUAGAGUACAUAAUUUAAUGCAAUGUUUUAUUAAAGAUUGAGACUGAUUAAGUGCAGUUUAUUACUUGUCACUGUGAAAAAUGUAUACUUACAGAAAACUAAUAUUUAUAUAAAGUUAUUGAAAACAGUAACAUAUUCACAUUCUAAACAAUAAACUAAUUUAUCAAAGGAAAAGCAAGAAUAUGGAUAUACUAAAUAAUACGACAAGUACAAAUGUUGUAUGAAAUUAAUUUUUUUACUUAAUUGAAUUACAUUGACGAUAAGUCAUAAGAAGAAGUUGUCUUAAAUGAAAAUAACGAUUCUACCAUUGUAUUAAAUGAGUACCAAUUCUAAGUUCACUUAAAGUAUUACAGUGUUGAUAAUAAUUUUCUAUUGCAAUGGAGUUCAAUUGUUGUCGGUUUUUGGUAUCAGUAAAAUCCAAAUCAUUUAGAACAAAGUAAUAAUGAAGUUAUUAGUUAAAACUUAUGUAAAAUAAAUCGACUAUUUAUCAAAGUGUAUUAAACUUUUUACUCAAAUGCAUAAAGUUUAAAAGGAUAAGUAACAUUAUAAAUUUAAUUUAUUACUAUUUAUAAAAUGUGAUGUAGAAUUUGUCUUUUGUAACGUUCACAUUAUACUGUAAGAAAAGUUGUCACAUAAAAUAUUCAAUUGUCAUCCAACAUAAUAA